AGACUCGGUGCUCACGGUGAGAUCGUGGCCCGUCGCGAUCGUUGAACGUGCGGUGUGGCGUCGAUCGUGAUCGAUCGAUCGACCCUCGGGCCGGCGGUGAAUCCCCACCCGAGCGUGGAGAACGCGUGAAUAACACGGCACACGUGCGAGUCGCGGUCAGAAAGAGAGGCUCCGGCGAUCUCUUCGAGUCUCUUAUCGAUCGAUUGUCUCCAGCUAAUCGAUGGGCUCCGCGAAAUAAGAGGAAGGAAAAGAAUUAAGACGCGGAUCUCGGCGACAUGUGCCUGUGACGGAUUGGAUGUAGGCUUCGGAGGAAGUAACAGGAAAUUGGCCGAGUGGAGACUGUGUGACAUUGAAUGGACAGGUUGGAGAUCGUUCAUGUGGUACACGGUCGCGGCGAAGCCAAGCGGAUGUUUGUCGCCCGAUGCGAGACGAAGCUAGCUCAAAGCGCGAGCCGGGUGUAUUCGAGCAGGAACAGGAAUAGUGGUGAUUUUACUGAAAAUUACCGACUCUCUGAGAUGCCUGCGCGUUUUAUCAGUGGGUCCGCAUUGUAAAAACGAGAACUGGGGAUGGAGAAUCCUUGAAUCGUUCAGGAUCUGUUGUUCUGGCCAGGCCUGUGGCGCAAGAGGAUCCUCGUUUCGCCAGGAAUCUCGUCUGGCUGAUAGUUAGUCGCGUAUCGCAAGCGUGUUCGUGCAAAUGUCACGGGACGAGCGUUGCCGAUGCGGCAGGGAGAAUUAUUCAUUCAGCCUUGCAGGUGAUUUCGCCGCAGGCAGCCGCGAGAGAUGUCGCGCACGCGAUUCGUGCUCCUGGCGUGGUCGAUCGCGUUGCUGACGGGCAUAAGUCUCAGUAGUGAGACGCAGAAACCGCGUCUUGGCGGCGCCGUGAAUAUCUUCAGCCGCUACGGCUACCUCAGCAUCAGCAUGAGGGUAGUCCCGAGGAACGACACAGACACCUGGAUCUUCCGCGAGCCAACGCUAGAUGUUUUCAGGAAUCCGGAUCCGGUGGUGAUUAGGUCCCGCCAACAGACGGCCGUCUUCGACGGCGAGUUUCACAUGGAGUUCUGCGACAACGUUCGCCAACUCCUGCAGGCCUAUUUCCGGGACUUCGCGUUCGAACGACUGGAGAGGCCGUGGCGUGCGUUCACCGCCAGCUGGUCGAAAGCCGCGAUUGCCCGGCAUUUGGGCAUCAACUCGUCGUUCAUCACCGGCGAUUAUUGCUACGUGCUGGUGCGCGUCGCCAGGUUCCGCGAAAACCAGAAACUGGCUGGAACCGCGGACACGAUGAUCCUCGAUGAGUCCGUUCUCCGGGAAACGGAAAACAUCACGGUCGGAGACACUGCGAGCGUGGUGCGGUUCAUCAAACACUUCGGAUCACAUUACAUCGCCGCUUACGUCACUGGAAACUCUUUGUAUCAGGUGUUCGUAUACUCACCGCAAGCGUACUUGCGGAUCAAGGAGCGGCUGAAGACGCGCGGCGUGGCGAGCCUAUCGAAUCUGGAGUUGAGCAACUAUUUCUCGCCGUGGUACGCGGAGCACAUGGGUUCGAUACAGUCGGCGAGCGGAAACCGCACGGUCGAGACAUGGGCGGUGGAACGUCUGCGAAACCAAUAUUACAUUUUCUCGUACGCGAGCCUACUGAAAUUGCACGGCGACGCGAUGCUGCUGAAGCAACUGGACGGGUUGCUGGUGAACGAGGCAUUGCUUCAGCUGCAGCUACGGACGCUGGCGCCGAUUUUCAAGGACCCGCUGAGACGCGACUGGUUCCUCGAGGUGAUCGACAAUUACUUUAAGCUAUGGGAGGUGAACAUGUGAAAGAAAAAACGUUGAUGCACCCUUCGUUUCACGUAACGGGAUGUACGUACCGCUCGAAUACGCGCGUGGAAGGCGACGGUAUAAGUGUACGUACGCAUUUACCGGAAAAGGUGAUGACCGAUGAUGACUCGAACGAAGAAUUUCUCACUGCUACAGUAUUCGAAGAGUCAGUCAUGCAGUCACGGUCCCCUCGAAAGUUCACUAUUGUUUCUCCGUUUAAUAAAACGCUAGGAUUUAAGAGAGAAACGCCCAACUACAAUGUUGUUAUUAAAUAAGUAUUUAUUACUAUAAUCGACCAUAGAAGACAUUUUUAUACAAACGUUUUAAAUAUAUAUAUAUUAUAUGUAUAUCACAAGCAAUUUUCGCAGAAGUGACUGAAAAAAUGGGCGAACUUCCCGUUCCCGUGUUUUGUCGUUUUAGUCUUGAUAUUACUUCUCUUCCAUCUUUGUCUAAGCUCUUUAAAAAACUCGGGAACGGAAGUCGCUGUCUUUUUUCUUGUUUUUCGCGUCGAGUUUUUUUCCCCGAACGUGAAAUUCGAUAAACGAAUGACGUUUCAAAAUAAAUAUACGCAUGAUGUUUAUUAGCUUAUAAAGUUAUGGACGUUUUCCAACCGAUUUUUGAACGAUUCAAUGUGAGUAUUUGAGUGUAAAAACAAUGGUUAGUACGUGUAUCAGAUGAGGUGUUUAUUGGCACGAUGAAACGACUGAGUGGAACCUAGAAGAAAAAAGUCAGUUCGCUCGGUUUGAUACGAUACUCCUCGCGUUUGAUUAAUUGGCGACUUUUUUCAUAAACCUAGUUAUAACAAUAAACAUAAUAAAAGUGCGAAACAAGUUGGUUAAAAAGAAUGCUCAAAGAUCAUUUGAAAAAUACACUAAGGUGUAUUAUAAAAAAUCAGUAUUUUUAUAUCGAUUCAGUUGUACUAUAUAUAAAAACUAUACUGUAAUUGUCAUACUUAUGAGUUAACAGAAGGAACUUGAAAAAUGCGUACUAAUAAAAGUAUAAAACUUUGUAGAUUGGGCUACGUGUAAAAAUCUGUAUUGCUUGUACGUAAACCAAUCAGUAGUUCGGAUUCUUCAAGUUUCUUUUUCUUGGUUAACAUAAGAAUAAAAUAUAACGAUACUUAUAUGACGUGAACUUUCGUGUAAAAAGAGAGUAAAAUUAUGUAAAAGGUU
This is a messenger RNA of Ceratina calcarata, 2980 nucleotides long. RefSeq names its product membrane-attack complex domain containing protein torso-like (gene tsl). Lineage: Eukaryota; Metazoa; Arthropoda; Insecta; Hymenoptera; Apidae. Bases 780 to 1808 code for a protein of 342 amino acids. The transcript has 4 exons. The record is from RefSeq and is a predicted model, not a curated record.